AUGACUCUUGGACGCAAAUAUCAGAAUUGUUCCGGGAAUGCUGGGGAUGCUCGUAAGGUCUAUACUAGCCAGUCGAAGUCAGGUACUCUUUCGGGCUGUUCUUCUUCACUAUCUCUAUGCGAUAUGAUUGAACCACCGGAUUAUGAAGAGGUGUGCGAGCGGCUUAUGGGUGAACGCGACCCGCUCGCAUACCCUUCUAACGACAUUGAGCUACUCACCGUGCCACGUCGCAUUCGCACGGUCAAACAUGUGCUGCCUGAUGAAGAUUUAACGAAAGCGCCGAUGUUUGUGCGCGACUGCAUCCGAUGUUACACAUCAGACUACAUAGUGGUGGAGUACAAGUACCGAAUGUACUCGGGCUCCGCUGGCAGCCGCGAGCGUGUGGCCGAACGGCUUGAGCGGUUGAUGAGCGCCCCGCCACAGUACUAUGAGAUCGACGCGGAGCCCUACGCACCACUUGACGACUUAGCGCUGCAACAGUGUGAAUCUCAACCAUCCAGCGGAAGGCAGUCUGUUGCAUCAAUAGCGUCAUCACUUUCCUGCAACGAAACCCUAACUCCUCGAGGCUCUUGGGCAAGUUUAGACCUCCAGAGCUCGUCAUCAGAUCCUCUAAUACCAGAUCUGUUUGAAAAGAAACCACCUGAACAGAUGGAUGCAGUGAAUGAGGCUAGAAGAUUGGAAAACCGACAAGCUGAUCUUCUUGGUCUGUAUACUCCGUACCUUGAUGAAGAGGAGGCAGUUGAGAGACGUCUCGCAGCUGAAAUGCCCUGCGAGGUGAUGGGCCAUAGGAUUUUGGUUGUCUGUCAUCAGUUAAAGUUAGAGCUCGAUGUGGAACCUCUGUUUGCUUCGAUGGCAUUAUUCGACGCAAAAGAGAAAAAGAAACUUUCAGAAAACUUUUAUUUCAAUCUAAAUUCAGAAGCAACGCGCCAGAUGCUCUCAGCCCAUGUGCCCCACGCAGAUGUAUCUACUUUGAGCCGAAGCGCUGUUUUCGAUAUCGUGAACCCUUCGCCUGAUAUCUUCCUGGUUGUUAGAGUCGAGAAGGUUCUGCAGGGAGAUGUUAAUGAGUGCGUUGAACCAUACAUUAAGGAUGAUAAGAACCGCGAAAAAGUGCGAUUAGGCGCACAGGCCGCUUGCAACCGGUUGGGACGAUACCGUAUGCCGCUGUGCUGGAGCGCCGUGUCGCUGCUCAACGUGCUCAGCGGCUGCAACAGCCUCGAGCGCGACGCGGACAGGGACGCGACCGCAGCCAGCGCACCGGCCAACGCCAACGCCAGCACCAACGCCAACACCAACAGCCUCGAUCGUAAAGCGUCAUCCAGUAGCCUGGAACAGCUCCGACGAAGGGCUGGUGAAGUUGGCGGCUCCCUAACUCGCAAAGGCUCCGUAGAACGAAGAGCGAUGCCCGUACAGCAAACAGACGAGCUGAUUGCACAAUUAGAUACCUUCAAGCCAAUCGUCAUAACUGUCACAAGCUUUUUCAAGCAGGAAACCGAUAAGCUCCGCGAUGAAGAUCUUUAUAAGUUUCUAGCAGAGAUUAAAAGACCGAGUUCAGCACCAAAGAAACUGAAAUGUAUUCCUGGUACUCUCAAGAUUGAAGUGUCACCAUGUCCCGAUGAAAUCAAAAAUGGACUCACUCCAGAACUGGCUAAACUAAAUCCUUAUGGAGACGACAACGUGCGACCGUGUAAGGAGAUCCUGGCGUUCCCGCUGCAGGCCGCCGCGGUGUCGCACCAGCAGUACCGCAACCUGCUGUACGUGUGCGUGCGCGACCUCAACCUGGCCGCCUACACCUCGCGCACCGGCUCCGCGCGCAACAUCACCGUAAGAAUACAACUGAUGUCGGGCGAGGAUCAGGCCUCGGCGUUGCCUGCUAUCUUCGGUCGCAGCUCGUGUCCAGAAUUCAGCACUGAAGCCUACACCACUGUGCUCUACCACAAUAAGAACCCGUCGCUUUACGAUGAAAUAAAGCUGAAGCUACCUGCCGACCUGGGUGAUCACCAUCAUCUUCUCUUCACAUUCCUUCACGUGUCUUGUCAGAGGAAACCCGUUCCCCCAGACCAGGAGAAAAGCGUAGAAACACCCGUUGGUUAUUCUUGGCUUCCGCUAUGCCGCAAUGGAAAGCUAACUUGCGGAGAGUUCAAUCUACCAGUGAUGCAAGAGGAGCCGCCCCCCAACUAUUCUUACAUAUUUCCCGACGUUCUGUUGCCGGGCACGCGGUGGAUAGACAACCAUAAGCCUAUCUUUAGUAUAUAUCUUGAUGCGCAUACCACGGUCCAUCCAUUGGACGGUUAUAUAGAGAGGUUCGCGAUGGCCUGUGAGGCUGUACAAGAGGGGAACAUCCCACCAAGGAUUGGACUUGCUAAUAUGGAGGCUGAACUACGGGCGAGUAUCUCCGAGCUGCCGACCGCCAACGUGGAGGUGCUGGCGCGGUACCUGGCGGUGGUGUGCGACAAGCUGCUGCAGCUGCUGGUGGCGCCGCCCGCGCUGCCCGGCCAGCCGCAGCCGCUCAACAUCGCGCAGGACGUCUUCACCUGCCUCGCGCACAUCUUCACCGAGAUCACCAACAUGAACGAGGGCGCGUCGUGCGACCCCCACGGGCGCAGCAGCCUGAUCACGAGCUACGUGCAGUUCCAGUGCACGCUGCCGCGGCCCUCGCUCGCCGACACCGACAUCGGCCUGCCGCUGCCGCCCUCCGUGAUGAGCGACGGGUCGUGCAAGAUCGUGCACGAGGAGCUGGCGCUGCAGUGGGUGGUGGCCAGCGGCCACACGCGCGACCUCGCCAUGCACAACUCCUGGGCGCUGUUCGAGUUGAUGGUGAAGUCGAUGGUGGAGUACUUGUACUGGAGCGGAGCACACGAGGCCCCCCGCAAGGCGCGCUUCCCCGACCACUUCACCGACGACCUCACCACCCUCGUCAACAAUGUCACCUCCGAGAUCAUCUCCAGCUACGGCAAGAACAGCCGGCUGACGCAGAGCCUGAACAACAGCCUGGCGUUCUUCCUAUUCGACCUGCUGAGCGUGAUGGACCGCGGCUACGUGCUGGGGCUGGUGCGCGGCUACCACAAGCAGAUGAGCGCCAAGAUCGCGUCGCUGCCGGACGCUGUGCCGCUCGUGCACUACAAGCUGUCGUUCCUGCGCAUUGUGUGCUCGCACGAGCACUACGUGUCGCUGUGCCUGCCGGCGGGCGGAGAGGAGGCUGGCGAGUGCGGGGGUGGGAGCGAGGGCGGGGCGGGGUCCGGGGCUAGCGGGGGCGGGGGCGCCUCGCCGCGCUCGGGCUCCACGUGCCCGGGCGCCGCGCUGGCGCUGGGCGCCGAGUUCCGCUCCCGACACUACUUGGCCGGCCUCCUGCUGGCCGACCUUACCGCUGCGCUCGAAUUACACAGCCCGGCGCUGCAGGGCGGCGCGGUGAGCGCGCUGCUGUGGCUGCUGAGCGCGCACGACGCGGACCCGCGCCUGCGCGCGCCCGCGCUGAAGGCGCGCGUGGCCGCGCUCUACCUGCCGCUGCUGGGCAUCGUGCUGGACGCGCUGCCGCAGCUGCAGCAGCUGCACCGCCCCUCCAGCGUGGCCAGAGAAACACUUCAUUUAGACGGCGAACUAAGUCAGCUCGGAAAUUUCUACUCGAUGUCGUCUCCUGAAGAUUUCAAACAGAACGGGCGGGCGCCGUUCAACAGCGAGACGAGCCGCAACCUGCUGAUGUGCCUCGCCUGGCUGCUCAAGUGGACGCAGCGCGACGUGCUGGCCGCCUGCCUGGCCGAGCUGCCGCCCGCCCGCCUGCACGCGCUGCUGGCGCUGCUCGACCUCUGCUUCAAGUGCCACGAGUACACGGGCCGUAAAGAAAUACUCAAGUGCGCCCAACAAAACGUCCGCAAGACAACAGACAUCAAAGCGAAACUAGAAGAUGUCAUCCUCGGACAGGGUUCUGCUCGCUCCGACUUCAUUAUGCGGCGUAAAGGCGGGUCGUCGGGGCGCGGCGCGGUGAUGUCGCGCGGGGGGCGCGAGCGCUGGCGCAAGGAGUGGGUGCGCGGCGCCGGCGCGCGCUCGCGGCCCGCCUCCCCCGCGCGCCCGCAGCCCGCGCUGGCGGCCGCGCUCGCCGCCGAGCUCGCGCUGGCGCUGCUGCACGCGCUCGAGACCGUCGUGCAGUCGGUGAGCGGGCUGGAGUGGGGGCAGCAGGCGUGCAGCGCGGCGCUUGGCGUGCUGCUGCGCGCGCUGCAGCGCAACCAGAGCGCCGCCGUGCUGCAGCACAUGUUCGCGUCUGUGCGCGCACUCAUCGUCAAGUUAGGAUGGUCUUGCUGCGGCGAAGAGUCUGGGAUCUGUCGCGUGCUACUUCGACACUGCGCUGCUUUGACUGCUACAACGAGGGCCCAUGCAUCUGCUACGCUAUACGCCCUUAUGAGACAACACUAUCAACUGGGCAAUAAUUUCAGCCGAGUAAAGAUGCAGGUGACGAUGUCGCUCUCAUCUCUCGUGGGCACGUCUACAACCUUUAGCGAAGAAGCGUUACGACGAGCUUUGAAAACUGUACUAGUAUAUGCUGAACGAGAUAUCGAACUGCAAGACACAUCAUUUCCUGAACAGGUUAAAGACCUCGUGUUUAACCUGCACAUGAUCCUAAGCGACACUGUCAAAAUGAAAGAGUUCCAACAAGACCCGGAGAUGCUACUUGAUCUGAUGCACCGAAUCGCUCGCGGCUACCAACACAGCCCCGAUCUUCGUCUUACCUGGCUUAACAACAUGGCGCAAAAGCAUAUGGAGCGGUCGAAUCACCUGGAGGCGGGCAUGUGUCUGGUACACGGCGCAGCGCUCGCUGCAGAGCAGCUGUGCACGGGCGGGCGCGGCGCAGCGCUGCUGCAGCGCGUCACGCACAACGCGCUGGACGAGAGCUGCGCCGACGCGCUCCACCACCACCUCACACAGCAGGAGUUGCAGGCACUCCUAGAACACGCCGCGAGCGAACUGAUGACCGCCGGCAUGUACGAGACUGUCAACGAGGUGUAUAAAGUGCUCAUUCCGAUCGCGGAGGAACAUCGCGACUACAAAAAACUAGCCAACAUUCAUGGCAAACUAAAUGAAGCGUUCACACGAAUCGAGCAGCUGCACGGCAAACGAGUGUUCGGAACAUACUUCCGAGUCUCGUUCUACGGCGCACGGUUCGGUGAUCUUAACGGCGAGGAGUUCAUAUACAAGGAACAUGCGCUCACCAAACUGCCGGAGAUAUUCAGCAGACUAGAGAAUUUCUACGGGUCACGUUUCGGGACUGAAAACGUGGUAAUCAUAAAGGAUUCCAACAUCGUGGACCCGAGCUCUCUGGACCCCGACAAAGCGUAUAUCCAGAUCACGUACGUGGAACCGUACUUCGAGCCGCACGAGCUGCGCAAGCGGCUCACACAUUACGAGAGGAACUACAACAUAAAGCGUUUCAUGUACGCGACGCCGUUCACGGUGGGCGGGCGCGCGCACGGCUCGCUGGCCGAGCAGUGCAAGCGCAAGACCAUCCUCACCACCGCGCACCACUUCCCCUACGUCAAGACGCGCAUACAGGUCGUACAGCGAACACAGAUAAUCCUCUCCCCCAUUGAAGUGGCCAUUGAAGAUAUACAGAAAAAGAUCGCAGAGCUAGCAGCGGCCACAUCUCAGGAGCCUGCCGAUCCCAAGAUGUUACAAAUGGUGGUGCAGGGCUGUAUAGGCACCACUGUGAACCAGGGCCCACUCGAACUUGCACAGGUGUUCCUGGCGCCAGUGGCAGAAGGUAGACAACCGCCCACGCGGCUCACAAAUAAACUGCGGCUCGCUUUUAAGGAUUUUUCCAAAAAGUGCCACGACGCGCUGCGCAAGAACAAGAACCUGAUCGGCAGCGACCAGCGCGAGUACCAGCGCGAGCUCGAGCGCAACUUCGCGCGCUUCACCGAGCGCCUGGCGCCGCUCGCGCACCGCCCGCCCUCGCACGUCGCCAUGCUCAGCAAUGGAGUAACCAAGCACGACUACAAAUAUCAAGCAUAA
This is a messenger RNA of Parnassius mnemosyne (clouded apollo), 5997 nucleotides long. Lineage: Eukaryota; Metazoa; Arthropoda; Insecta; Lepidoptera; Papilionidae. The record is from the annotation of a GenBank genome assembly.